Castor canadensis (American beaver) is the source of this 4999-nucleotide messenger RNA. The record is from RefSeq and is a predicted model, not a curated record. NCBI's taxonomy places the organism in Eukaryota, Metazoa, Chordata, Mammalia, Rodentia, Castoridae.
ACCAGGAGCCGGGGAGGGCCCGGAGCUACGGGGUAGGUGCCCGGGCUGGGAGCGCGUGGCAUGCGGCAAGGACCAGCAAGUCCGGAGGCUCGACAGGCGGGCCCCCACGAGUGAUGCUGUCCCCGGCCAGUGGACGUGCGGCCCUCGGACGGCGUCUCCUCCAUGGAGCCAACUUCUCUUCCCAUCCGCCAGUCCGUAGGGCUCUGGCAGGGAGGCGGGAGCUGAAGUAGAGCGAGGCCCGGUGUCCCACGUGGUCCGGGGAAACUGGUUUCCCUGCAUCCCAUGAGCUAAGUGUUCACGUUUAGGUCUCACGUUAUUGCUUCAAAGUUAGCCAAGGCGUAUAAGCGUGCGUGAAGGGAAAUAUAAAUGUAGUUAGAGUGGGGACUGAAGCUUUAGACUAGCGAGAUGCUAAGCUCCUCUGCGCACGUGGGCGGCGUCUGCAAUGACAUCGCUCUCCCCGCUCCAACUCCCGCUGCUCCCCAUCAGGGAAGUAUAGUUUGUUUUCCGAAAGCUAGAAAAGAGAAGCCAAAAUCUAAGAAGACUGAAGAAUCAACAGAUGGAGAAGAAGAAAGUAUUUCUUCCAAAGCUAAAACAGUUAAAAAGAAAGCAGGAUCUUCUGAAGUAGAUGUGAGUUCUCCUAAAUCCAAAAGGGCAAAAAAGCAAGAGGAGCCACCUCAAGAUGAUCUUAUUUCUUCUAAAACCAGAAGUGCCAAAAAGAAAAAGGAGCCCCUUGAAAAGAAAGCUGUCACUCCUAAAACCCCAAAAGUACCAAAAAGUGAGGAGCCUUCUGAAGAAGACAUAAGUACUCCUAAGCCCAAAAAGAUGAAGAAAGAAAAGGAAGACAAUGGAGAAAUUGGAGAGAAAAGCCUCAAACUGAAGAAUGGAUUCUCUCAUUCUGAACCUGACAUUAACUCCAAUGAAGCUGCCAGUGAAGAAAGUAACAGUGAGACAGAGCAGGAAAUACCUGUGGAACAAAAAGAAGGAGCUUUCUCUAAUUUUCCCAUAUCUGAAGAGACUAUUAAGCUUCUCAAAGCCCGUGGGGUGACCUUCCUGUUUCCUAUACAAGCAAAGACGUUUCACCAUGUCUAUAGUGGGAAAGACUUAAUUGCACAGGCGCGGACAGGAACUGGGAAGACAUUCUCCUUUGCCAUCCCUUUGAUUGAGAAACUACAGGGUGGGCUACAAGACAGGAAGAGAGGCCGUGCUCCCCAGGUACUGGUUCUUGCACCUACAAGGGAGUUGGCAAGUCAAGUAAGCAGAGACUUCAGUGACAUCACAAAAAAGCUAUCUGUGGCUUGUUUUUAUGGUGGAACUCCCUAUGGAGGUCAAAUUGAACGAAUGCGCAAUGGGAUUGAUAUACUGGUUGGGACACCAGGUCGCAUCAAAGACCACGUACAGAAUGGCAAACUAGAUCUUACCAAACUUAAGCAUGUUGUCCUGGAUGAAGUUGACCAGAUGCUGGAUAUGGGUUUUGCUGAUCAAGUGGAAGAGAUUUUAUGUGUGGCAUACAAAAAAGAUUCUGAAGACAAUCCCCAAACAUUGCUUUUUUCUGCAACUUGCCCACAUUGGGUAUUUAAUGUUGCUAAGAAAUACAUGAAAUCUACAUAUGAACAGGUGGACCUGAUUGGUAAAAAGACUCAGAAAACAGCAGUAACUGUGGAGCAUCUAGCUAUUAAGUGCCACUGGACUCAGAGGGCAGCAGUUAUUGGGGAUGUGAUCCGAGUAUACAGUGGUCACCAAGGGCGCACCAUCAUCUUCUGUGAGACAAAGAAGGAAGCUCAGGAGUUGUCGCAGAAUACAGCUAUAAAGCAGGAUGCCCAGUCAUUACAUGGAGACAUUCCACAGAAGCAAAGAGAAAUCACCCUGAAAGGUUUUAGAAAUGGUGACUUUGGAGUUUUGGUGGCAACCAAUGUCGCUGCACGUGGGUUAGACAUUCCUGAGGUCGAUUUGGUUGUGCAGAGCUGUCCACCAAAGGAUGUGGAGUCCUAUAUUCAUCGUUCCGGGCGGACAGGCAGAGCUGGAAGGACAGGAGUUUGCAUCUGCUUUUAUCAGCACAAGGAAGAAUAUCAGUUAGCACAAGUGGAACAAAAAGCGGGAAUCAAAUUUAAACGAAUAGGUGUUCCUUCUGCAACAGAAAUAAUAAAAGCUUCCAGUAAAGAUGCUAUCAGGCUUUUAGAUACUGUACCUCCCACUGCUAUUGGCCACUUCAAGCAGUCAGCUGAGAAGCUCAUAGAAGAGAAGGGAGCUGUGGAGGCCCUGGCAGCAGCACUGGCCCAUAUUUCAGGUGCCACCUCAGUGGACCAGCGUUCCUUGAUCAACUCACAGGCGGGUUUUGUGACCAUGAUCUUGCGGUGCUCAAUUGAAAUGCCAAACAUUAGUUAUGCUUGGAAAGAACUAAAGGAGCAACUGGGUGAGAGUAUUGAUUCCAAAGUGAAGGGAAUGGUCUUCCUCAAAGGAAAGCUGGGUGUUUGUUUUGAUAUCCCUACUGCAGCAGUCACAGAAGUACAGGAGAAAUGGCAUGAUUCGCGACGUUGGCAGCUCACUGUGGCUACAGAACAACCGGAGCUGGAAGGACCACUGGAAGGAUACCGAGGCGGCAGGGGUCAGCGAGAAGGUGGCCGUGGUUCCAGGGGUCAGCGGAGUGGAAACAGAAACUUCAGGGGACAGCGGGGAGGAAAUAGAAGCUUCAGAGGACAGCAGUCAGGAGGUGGCAAUAAAAAUAACAGAUCCCAAAACAAAGGCCAGAAGCGGAGUUUCAGUAAAGCAUUUGGUCAGUGAUUAGAAGUAUAGGAUUUGUGUGGCCAAAAUGGAACUAUAUUUGACGACGCAGAACUGAAUGCUGUCAUUUCAGUUAGCACAUUGUGCUUCCUUUUGACCACUUGCCUAGUCCUCAUCCCUUGAAGAGACAGGCUUCAUUUCAUCUAAGUUAUUUCAUCUGAUCAUUAUUACUUGUAAGUUUAUUGCUACUACUUUUCUCAGCUUUUUAUUAUGAAAGGAAUAUGAAUCCGUCUCAUUUUUCUUCCUAUUUUGUAGAUUACAACAUAAAAAUCAAGCAUGUAUCUUCUACUUGUAAGAUGAUUUUUUUUGGCGGGGGGUGCUGGGGAUUUAACCCAGGGCCUUACACAUGCUGAGCAUGUAUGUACCCUACCUACCACUAAACUACAUCCCCAGUCCCCCAAACUGCCUUUUAAUAGAGUUCUUCCCUAAAUUCACCAAUCUCUGAAGGACCACUUUAGCCUUUGAAAGGCAAGGCUUUUAUUUUUUUCUCCUGUAGUUGGCAUUCCUUGGCCUCCUGCCAAGCGAUUACUCAUGUGGUCCUAGGUCCUAGGUAUUUUCUGAGAAUUAAUACUGAGCAAUAUUUUGAAAUCAGAUUUCAAACUUAGCUAGUUGUAAUACUGUUUAUGCCUGUGUAUGCUCUAGAUUUGAAGGGUAAAAUACAUUUUAUGGAAUCCUCAUACAGUUGUGUGAAUUCUGAUAUGAUACACUUUUAGCUUCUCUUUGUAAAGUGAUUCAUGCUCCAGUGAAUCCUGCACAGAUAGUGUAUAUAGAAAUACAUUCAAAUAGAAAGCCAGUGUCUUUAUAAAUUCCAAAUACAUGAGUUGAUUCCAUAGCUUUCUUUGUCAGUAAGGAGGCUCAAUAGAUGUUUAAAUAACUGUAUUCCACCUUUGGAAGUUUUAACAUUAUUUACUAACAAGGAAUUAAGGGAUGAGGGGACACACUUUUGCUGAGUAGUAUGUCCAAAAGAUCACUGAAAAUAUUUUUACCAUGUAAGAAGGAGAUAUAUGUACUUGAAGAACAAGUAAAAGUGCAUGAUAAAGCAUUCUCUUAAAGGCGAUGACUUCAUGGAUCAUCAGUGUUCCAGGGUGUUUCUCAGUGGCCUAGAUGUUAAUCCACAGUGUAGGACCUAUUUCUGUGAAACAGCUUCUCUAUCAAAAGGUUUUCACUGCUUAGAGACUCCUUUUUAACAUGAACCAUAUGGUUAUUUUAUGUUACUGCUUUGAGGGAACUAACAAACUCAGUGCAGUGCUUGGCCAGGUGGCUCUGUAAAUUCUCAGAUACUAUUUCUGUGAGAAACAUUCUACAUAGCAUAGAAUUUUAAGAGUGGCAUUGUCUUAAUGCCUUUCUAGAAAUUCUCUACUAGGAAUGAAAACUGAAAACGCAUGAUCUCAUUUUUAUUGAAUUGGUUAGAACUGAAGUCUUUCUAGGCUCUGAUUUCUCUACCUGGUCUUUACCUGUGAUUGCCUCUUACCUGAAUCACUUUUGCAGUAUGGGCUCAGACAGCCAACUCUGUUUCCAAUCCUUGAGGCAAUAUUGUUUUGUUUGAACUUAAGUUUUGUCCUCAAAUCCUAACUGGGUAGCCCGUGCUCUCUGUUUUCUGGAUUCUCUAGGCUUUUGUUCCUUUACCGUCUUGUCAGUUUUCACUAUAUUCCUACUCUUCAUAGCUUCCCAUCAAGCCAUAGGGUAUUUGAUGGUAGUCCACAUGUACCUUGUGCUUUACAAUUUAUUAGAUUCUGGUUUUGCCCAAACACUUGGCAUGCUUUUAAUAAUAACUAAAAAUCUUCCAUGAUUUGGAUAGGAACAGGUAACCUUCCCAAGCAGAUUAACAGGAUAUGGCAGCUGCCCUUUUGGAAGGAACAGCUAAAACCUAGAUGUGGAUUAUGGACUAACCUAAAGUGACAUGAUGAAGGGAAAAAACGUUUAAAUCUAGAGUGAGAGGGAAGAUCAAUAAGAAUUUCACUGACUUAAUUUUUUAAGGAAAACAUGGGAGUUUUCAACAAAUGAAGCUAAUGUUUCUUCUGGUCCCAGAAUUUAAACUAUACUUAAGUGUAUAAUUCAGCUAUCUUUGGUUUAAAUGGAUUUGUAGGGCUAGCCUGGGAAAUGUCAUUUUUACUAUUUUCUAUAGGGAAAAUAUUUUCCAAUAUAUCUAUUAAACAACUCAAUGGACUUUCUAAUUACAACUCAUUUUUUAUGUUAGAGCAUUUUGUGUAGUGGUUUCUCA